ACUUUGUUCAACUGAAAACCAUGGAUGACGUUGACAACAUUGUUGGUAAAUUGAAAUUAACUCGAUUCUUCCAACGAAUGCAUCCAUCUCUGCUCCAACAAAUAUGUAAACAUGCAAUUGUUGAGCGACUUGAUAAAUCAGUUGUGGUUUUCAGGCAAGGAGAUAAAGCAUUCAAUUGGUAUGCCGUUGUUACAGGAUCUUUGGAUGUUCAAGUCAAUGCGAAAGCAAAGGAGGUCGUUACUCUUUGCACUCUUGGGGUUGGAACUGCUUUUGGUGAAUCAGUGUUAACAGGUAAACCUCACUCGGUUUCCAUCAUAACCAAUGAACCUUGUACUCUUCUUCGAGUGCGAAAAGAUGAAUUCCAAGAGAUAUGGGAUCAAAAUUCACAUCUAAUGACUGACAUUGUUACACCUUUGGUGGGUUUGCGUUGUCUGAAGAGAGCCUCAUUCAAUAAAUCGCUGAGCAUUCGUAUCACUUCAACUAAUGAUAAUUGCAACUCAACUAACCAAAGCUCUGAAAGCAACAACAACAGCAACAACAGCAGCAAAAACAGCAGCAAUAACAACUGUAACAUCAUCACAACCAAAAACUCAACUAAAAGUAACAAUUCUCUUGAUAGUUUGUCUUAUCGAUUCAAGUCCAUCCAACGGGAUCAAUCCGUCGAACUGCUUCAGAUUGGGCGCAUAUUGCGAGCUUUGAUCAUUGCCCAUGACCCUUCUAUGAUUCGAGAUCGUAAAUACAAUGUUGGCCUUGUUUAUCGCAAUUGCCUGGUUGGUUCAGAGUUGGUUGAUUGGCUUAUAUCUGCUUCUAGUGUUACACCUAAACGGAUUCAUUCUCGAUCUCAAGCAGCAGCAAUGUUGCAAGUUUUAUUGGAAGAAAAUGUUCUUACUUCACCGACGGGUGAUUCACAGUUUUGGGACAAAUACUUGUUCUAUCGAUUCAUCUUUGACGGAGAAGACGAAUCAUUGCGUUCAGAAGAUUUACCAAGUUUACCCAGUUUUGAGGGUAAACGAAGAACCGAAAGUGCCCUUGUCCAUUGUUUAACGACCCUCCAUUCACUUGCACCCGAAGCCAACUUCAGACUCAUCUUGUGCAAAAGUCCAAAAGAACGAAGUGCAGAAGAAGUGGAUCUAGUUUAUGAAGAGUUGAUGCACAUCAAGGCGCUAUCACAUUUGGGCAAUUCAGUGCGCAAAGAACUCGCUUCGGUUAUUGCUUUUGAAAAGCAUCCAAGGAAAGGAACUGUUUUGUUUAAUCAAGGUGAUCCAGGUAAAAGUUGGUACAUCAUAUUGAAAGGAACUGUUAAUGUUGUCAUUGUUGGUAAAGGAGUUGUUUGUACUCUUUGUGAAGGCGAUGAUUUUGGCAAAUUGGCUUUGGUCAAUGAUGCUCCUCGAGCAGCGACAAUAAUUACCAAUGAAGACAAUUGCCAUUUCUUGAGGGUUGAUAAGGAUAACUUUAACCGCAUCUUGAGGGAUGUCGAGGCCAACACUGUCCAUUUGAAGGAGCAUGGACGUGAUGUGUUAUUGCUUCGUAAAAUGGUUCCCAAGGUAAUUCCAUCAUCGACUUCAUCAACAAUCAAUGGGUCCAGUCAUCACUAUCCACCGACUGCUCAACCUGUAACAUCGGGUUCACCUCAACCAACAGUCAACCCACAAGUGGAACAGCAAAAGGUUACCUCGAAAUAUUCAUCUUCGUGUUCACAUUAUAAGUACAUGGUUUUGGCUGGAACUCCUGAGAAAAUGUUGGAACAUCUUUUGGAGACCAGAAUAGAUGUUACUUCACCUCCUGAAAUUGCUUGUGCUUUACCCAGUUCUGUUCAACUUCGAGGAGGUGGACCAUUGGAAUUGAUUUAUUCAGUGGACACUUUUCUUGAGGAUUUCGUGUUAACUCACAUCGUCUUCUUAAAAACUGAUGCACUUUGUGUUUACCUGUUGAAACACUAUAAAAUUGAUUUACUUAAUACUCGACAAGAAAAGGAGUUUAUUAUUGGCAAUAAGAAACGAGUGAUUCGUUUCGUUAAGAUUUGGUUCAAUCUCAUUUCUGAAGUUCUUCAUCGAGAUUCUUAUGUGACUACUUUUGUUGAUAAACUUUAUAACUUGGUCAAGUCAGAUCUAAUCAAAUAUGAAGGUUUCCUCGAAGAUGAAUUGGCUCUUUUAGAGUCUAUUUGUAAAGACAGGAAACGAUUCGAAGAUGAUCUCGUUCUACGUGGAACUCAGAAGUGGAAGAAUGAUCUUCCUGGACCUAUUCGUCGAUUGUCGACCAACGGCUUAACUGAUAAUUUAAUUGCAUUCACCAACAUUCCUGAUGAUUGGCUCUUGAUCAAUCUUCGCUUCAACUCAAUUCAACCCAAAGAUGAAAUCAUUUCUCGCAUUUAUUGUGCCGAUCAUACUUAUACAACUCUAAAGAUGACAAUCGACUCAACUGCUGGUGCCAUUAAAAUUGCUGCAGCCGAUAAGCUUGGAUUGAACAAGGAAGAAGGUGAAUUGAUUCUGGCUGAAGUUAAAUCGACUGGAGAAAGAGUUCUGUUCGACAAUCAAGACGUUUCCAUACAAACUGGCUUAAGUGUUAAUGGGCGAAUAUUUGUUUCCUUGAUUGACCACAUUGAUGCAUUGACGCCUUUGCCCGAACAAGAAGGACCCAAAAUUGAAUCAUUUUCAUCUGCAUUGGAAGACAUCUCAUCUCAAGAUAUUGCUUACUAUUUAACUUACUAUUCUUGGUUACUUUUUCAGAACGUUCAUGAGUAUGAGUUUAUUUAUCAUGUUUUUGGGCGAGUCAAAUUUGGACACAUCACGGCAAAUCUGGAUCUAUUUUUACGUUUAUUCAAUGAAAUACAAUAUUGGGUUGUCACCGAGAUCGUCUUAACAACGAGUCUAUCUAAAAGAGUGCAAAUAUUACGAAAAUUCAUUAAAGUUGCUGGAUUAUGCAAGGAACAUCAGAAUCUAAGCAUAUUUUUCGCAAUAACAAUGGGUUUAAGUAACAUUGCAGUUUCUCGAUUAACACAAACAUGGGAACGAUUGCCGAACAAACUGAAGCGAACCUUUUCUCAAUACGAAUCAUUGAUCGAUCCCUCGCGAAAUCAUCGUAAAUAUCGAGUCUAUUUAUCGAAACUGGAAGCACCGAUAAUACCAUUUACUCCUUUAAUACUCAAAGACAUGACAUUUUCUCAUGAAGGGAACAAAACUUAUCUAGAAAAUAAUUUAAUAAACUUUGAAAAAAUGGUGAUGCUAUCUCAAUCUUUACGAACUUUCAGAUUCUGUCGAAGUAAACCAAUGAAAUUGGAUUCACUGAUCAAUGGAUCAUCCAAUUCUAAUUAUUCCAACAGAGGAAUCAUUCCAUCGACUCGUAAAGCUGCUCUAAUCAAGAUUGACCAGUACAUUAAAGAUCUUAAAGUUAUCGACAAUCAACGCCUUUUACUUCAUCUUUCACACAGUUUGGAACAUCGAAGGAUCUGAUUAUUUGAUUGUUAUCAACGGAAGGAAUGAUUAUGGAAGCAAAUUGACAAUAAUUUACAUGCAAUCCAACUAUUAAAUCGUUUAUAUCAAACACUUUAUUGUAAUUAAGUGUCGAAGAUGAAUGUCUAUUGCAAAUCAUUAUUUUGUGAACAAUUUAUGCUUCAAUGUUAUAUCGAUAAAUGUGUUUACUGACUUUUGUAUAAAAUUAUACAAUUUUUUAUAUUGUAAUUGUUGAUUCAAUGCAUUUAUUAUCAAAUCAAAUAUCAAACUGACAAUCAAACAUAAAUAUUUAAU
Messenger RNA from Tetranychus urticae (two-spotted spider mite), 3743 nucleotides. Its product is annotated as rap guanine nucleotide exchange factor 4-like. Gene Ontology annotation, biological process: Ras protein signal transduction. Gene Ontology annotation, cellular component: plasma membrane. Gene Ontology annotation, molecular function: guanyl-nucleotide exchange factor activity. NCBI's taxonomy places the organism in Eukaryota, Metazoa, Arthropoda, Arachnida, Trombidiformes, Tetranychidae. The record is from RefSeq and is a predicted model, not a curated record.